Molecule: messenger RNA, 642 nt
Organism: Capronia coronata CBS 617.96
Lineage: Eukaryota; Fungi; Ascomycota; Eurotiomycetes; Chaetothyriales; Herpotrichiellaceae
Exons: 2
Coding region: 1-642 (213 amino acids)
Biological process (GO): glutathione metabolic process
Cellular component (GO): mitochondrion; peroxisome
Molecular function (GO): glutathione peroxidase activity; glutathione transferase activity
Source: RefSeq, a predicted model, not a curated record
AUGUCAGUCUCGCCCUAUUCCUGGUUUGGCUUCACCAAUGCCCUCCGCUAUCGCCCUCUUCUCAAUGCCCAUGGGGUGUCCGUCGAGAUCAUUCCAUUCUUUCUAGGAGCUGCCCGUGACAGUGUGGGCAACACAUUCACUCCAACGCCCAAAGCCAAGGAAGCCUUCGCAAAGCAGGACUCGGAAAUGACAGGGGAAUUGUUGGGGCUGAAAGUGGUGCGACCCAAAGAGUUCCCCAUCUUGUCUCUGUUUCCUGUUCGAGUGGCCACUUGGGUCAAAGACCAUUAUCCUCCCGAGAAAUUCGAAGCCACUUUUCCGGCGUUGAGCUCUGCAUACUGGAGCAAAGGCAUCAACAUCUCCACGCCCGAAGGUAUUCUGCAGGCCUUGGAUGGGAUAUUCCCUCCCGAAGAGAUCAAAGACAUCAUGCAGAAGGCUGUGGCGCCGGAGAACAAAAAGCGAGUCAUUGACUUGACCAUGAGCGCCGGAGCAUUCGGCGCUCCAUGGAUCAUUGCGGUGAACGCGGAUGGGGUGAGGAAAGACUGGUUUGGAAAUGAUCGAUGGGAUCAAGUCUUUUACCAUCUUGGUGUUCCAUUCACUCCGGUAAGAAUUGUAUCCCCUGAGGAGGCGAAGGCGAAACUGUGA